UUGAUUAUGGAAGAUUCCCACAAGUGUAACACUUCAGAGACAGCACCUCAGCCUGGUUCAGCAGUUCAGGGAGCCCGCCUUUCUCAGAUUGCUCAACAGGUAUCUUUAUCAGAAAGUGAGGAGUCUCAGGACUCAUCUGACAGCAUAGGCUCCUCACAGAAAGCCCACGGGAUCCUAGCAUGGUGCCCAUCUUACAGAAAAAUUUUUAAAGACCUAUCUUCUGAAGAUACACGGGGCAGAAAAGGAGAUGGAGAAAACCCUGGAGUUUCUGCUGUCACUUCUAUGUCCGUUCCGACUCCCAUUCAUCAGACUAGCAGUGGACAGUACAUUGCCAUUGCCCCAAAUGGAGCCUUACAGUUGGCCAGUCCAGGCACAGAUGGAGUACAGGGACUUCAGACAUUAACCAAAAAUUCAGGCGAUACUCAGCAAGGUACAACUAUCCUCCAGUACGCGCAGACCUCUGAUGGACAGCAAAUACUUGUGCCCAGUAAUCAAGUGGUAGUACAGGCCGCAUCGGGAGAUAAACAGACAUACCAGAUUCGUACCACACCUUCAGCUGCUUGUCUGCCACAAACUGUGGUGAUGACAUCUCCUGUGAUUCUUACAUCUCAGACAACUAAGACAGAUGACCCCCAAUUGAAAAGAGAAGUAAGGUUAAUGAAAAACAGAGAGGCUGCUCGAGAAUGUCGCAGAAAGAAGAAAGAAUACGUGAAAUGCCUGGAAAAUCGAGUUGCAGUCCUGGAACUAAUAGAAGAGUUAAAAACUUUGAAGGAUCUUUAUUCCCAUAAAAGUGUUUGAUUCUUAACAAAGAAAGUAUUUUUGUGGACUUGCCUAAAAAUUAUAUUUGAUUUUUUAGUGGAGUUUUAUAGAUUAAAAGGUCAAAAGUGAAGCUUUUUAUUUAGGCUUUUGCAACUCAAAUAUCUUUGCAAGGUAUCUGGUGACAGAGGAUAAAGUGGAAAGUGACCUCAAGGAAGCUACUGGCACAACUGGAAGCUUUGUAAAAAUGAAACAUACUCCAGAAGCAAGAAACGAACUUUCAGCAAUUUGAAUUUUCUAAGUAACAAUAAUUUUCAGUCCAAAAAUGGCAGAUAAAGAUGAGAUUUGGUAAAUUGGAUUUUUAGAAGUAAAUCAGUUUACCCUAUAGGUU
Molecule: messenger RNA, 1147 nt
Organism: Lemur catta (Ring-tailed lemur)
Lineage: Eukaryota; Metazoa; Chordata; Mammalia; Primates; Lemuridae
Product: cyclic AMP-dependent transcription factor ATF-1-like
Biological process (GO): regulation of transcription by RNA polymerase II
Cellular component (GO): nucleus; ATF4-CREB1 transcription factor complex
Molecular function (GO): protein binding; DNA-binding transcription factor activity, RNA polymerase II-specific; RNA polymerase II cis-regulatory region sequence-specific DNA binding
Source: RefSeq, a predicted model, not a curated record